UAAGAUCCCUGAGCCUCAGCUCAAACCCUAAUUCCCCUGAAAAGUCUGCUCAAGUGCUCAAGUGCCAGCCAUGCUCGCAGCCCUGGGUUCCCUGACAGCUGCCUUCUGGGCAACUCUCCAUCUCAGGACUCUGCUGCUAGCUGCUGUCACCUUCCUGUUCCUUGCUGACUACUUCAAAAGCCGGCGCCCCAGGAACUACCCGCCAGGGCCGCUGCGCUUGCCCUUUGUGGGCAAUUUGUUACACAUGGACUUGACGCAGUUCCAUCUGUCGGUCCAGCAGUUUGUGAAGAAGUAUGGGAAUGUUAUCAGUCUUGACUUCGGAAUCAAGUCUUCAAUCAUUAUAAGCAGCCUGCCUUUAAUCAAAGAAGCCUUUUCUCGCCUUGAUGAAAACUUUAUAAAUCGCCCUAUAUUUCCUCUACAAAGACAUAUCUUUAAUGGAAAUGGAUUGAUUUUCUCCAGUGGCCAGAUAUGGAAGGAGCAAAGGAGGUUUGCCCUGAUGACACUGAGGAACUUUGGAUUGGGAAAGAAGAGCUUAGAGCAGCGAAUUCAGGAGGAGGCCCACCACCUUGUGGAGGUCAUAGGAGAAGAGGAAGGACAGCCUUUUGAUCCUCACUUCAAGAUCAACAAUGCAGUUUCCAAUAUCAUUUGUUCCAUCACCUUUGGGGAACGGUUUGAGUACAAUGACAGUCGGUUUCAGGAGCUGCUGCAGUUACUGGAUAAAGCCAUGUACUUGGGUACCUCCAUAAUGAUCCAUCUCUACAACAUCUUCCCAUGGAUAAUAAAACAUCUCCCAGGACAGCACCAGACAUCGAUAGCUACCUGGAGAAAACUGAAAUCAUAUAUUGCUGAUAUAAUUGACAAUCACCGCAAAGACUGGAACCCUGAUGAGCCCAGAGACUUCACUGAUGCUUUUCUCAACGAAAUGGCAAAGUACCCAGGCAAGACUACUACAAGUUUCAAUGAAGAAAACCUCAUCUGCAGCACUCUGGACCUCUUUCUUGCUGGAACAGAGACAACAUCCACGACACUGCGAUGGGCUCUGCUCUACAUGGCCCUCUACCCAGAAGUCCAAGAAAAAGUACAGGCUGAAAUUGACCAAGUGAUUGGCCAGGCGAAGCAUCCCAGACUGGCUGACAGAGACUCCAUGCCCUACACCAAUGCUGUUGUUCAUGAAAUUCAGAGAAUGGGCAAUGUUGUCCCUCUGAAUGUUCCCAGGGAAGUGGCAGUUGACACUACACUGGCUGGAUUUCACCUGCCAAAAGGGUCUGUGGUCAUGACCAAUUUGACUGCACUGCAUAUGGACCCUAAAGAAUGGGCCACCCCAGAUACCUUCAAUCCAGAGCACUUUUUGGAGAAUGGACAGUUUAAGAAGAGAGAAUCUUUUCUGCCAUUUUCAAUGGGCAGUUUGAUGUUUUCCUUACAAAGUUCACAGAAUAGCAUGUGCUUCUUAUCAACUAGCAGGAUAGUGGCAAACUCUUGGAUGGCUAAACAAGACCUAACAACGAGGGAAGAAAAGGCAAUAGACAGAAAGAACAUGAAAUGGAGAAAUCUCAUGGGGCCUCAACACUAGAAAACUGGGGACUGUGGAGAGAGAGAAAAAGUCUUCCUGAAGAUACAGUUCUCCCCAAUUGCUUGUCCAAUAUCUAGAGGUCAGGCUUGAGAUCAUGUACAUAUAGGUUACAUCACCGAAAAUGAACAGGUCAUGUGUGUGUGUGUGUGUGUGUGUGUGUGUAUAUAUAUAUAAUGAAAAAGAGAGACCAUGAAUUCAGAGUGGAGGUGUGCAUGGGAAGAAAUGAUGUGAUUAUAGUUGCAAAAAAUUAAAACCUUUUAGAAAGAGAAUCUAUAUCUUAGAUAUGUUUUAUAAAUCCAUAUAUUUUAACAUAUUUUUUCUUUUUCUUUUUACAAAUAUUUCUCCCAGUUUAAGGCUCUUUUCAAUGCCUUGUUUUCUUUGGAAAUAAAUCCUUAUC
Messenger RNA from Mus pahari (shrew mouse), 1967 nucleotides. RefSeq names its product cytochrome P450 2J3-like. NCBI's taxonomy places the organism in Eukaryota, Metazoa, Chordata, Mammalia, Rodentia, Muridae. The transcript has 9 exons. Gene Ontology annotation, biological process: xenobiotic metabolic process. Gene Ontology annotation, cellular component: intracellular membrane-bounded organelle; cytoplasm. Gene Ontology annotation, molecular function: oxidoreductase activity, acting on paired donors, with incorporation or reduction of molecular oxygen, reduced flavin or flavoprotein as one donor, and incorporation of one atom of oxygen; iron ion binding; heme binding. Bases 71 to 1570 code for a protein of 499 amino acids. The record is from RefSeq and is a predicted model, not a curated record.